AAAAGAAAGAAGAAAAAGAAAAGGGCUAACCACCUGCGGAAGACGAAGUGAGGGGAGCAUCGCCGGAGUCAGAGACGGCACGGCGAUUCCGGCUCAACAAACCACCAGGGGAACAAGACGGGCGGCGGCGGCGCGGAGAUGGGGAGCUCUCUCGGCGGCUGGCCGUCGUACAACCCGCACAACUUCAGCCAGCUCGCCCCGGCCGACCCCUCCGCUCAGCCCUCGGUCGAAUGUCACACCAGCCACUUACAUUGCAACUCACAGGACAGAUCCGCCUCCCAAUCAAGUGAUAACAACAGAACCCAGGAACAUCCUGCUGAGGCACUUCUAUCAGAAAUCCGAGGAGAAGCUGAGACCAAAGAGAGCAGCUCCAGACAAUCUCGCUCCGGAGAACAACAACAAACAGCCCAGGGGUCCGGUUGCCGAUGUUGGAAGCCAGUCAAACGCAAGAAGCUGAACCACAGCUGGUGGCUGCCCUCCUCUGCAUCCCUCAAUGUCAUGCGACCUGUGUUUGGCAUGCCAGCUGAAGCCUGCGUUCUCUUGAUAGCUGACGGUUGAUCCAAAGAGCUAAGCAGUUUUACAUGCAUGAAUGUACAUAGCAAGCUCAAGAUAGCUAGCUCAGUGCGUGACCUUUCACAUGGCACUGCUGAACUGCAGCCACUUCCUUCUUUUCAUCCUCUGAAAAUUAUGAAUGUGCCCAUGCUCCUAUGCUAGCCCUGGUCUCUUGUA
Molecule: messenger RNA, 729 nt
Organism: Panicum hallii
Lineage: Eukaryota; Viridiplantae; Streptophyta; Magnoliopsida; Poales; Poaceae
Exons: 4
Coding region: 139-558 (139 amino acids)
Biological process (GO): positive regulation of proteasomal ubiquitin-dependent protein catabolic process
Cellular component (GO): Cul4-RING E3 ubiquitin ligase complex
Source: RefSeq, a predicted model, not a curated record